AUGACUCUGAAGUUAAAGCAUGAAUAUACUGCACAUGAUGGAAGUGUAACGCAAAUUAAAUAUAGUAAAGACUAUAAGCAUAUUAUUUCAUCUGGUGAGGAUGGUGUGAUUCAAAUAUGGAAAAUUGAUAAUAAUGAAUUUGUGGCUUCUAUGAAAGGACACAUGGGAUCCGUUAACUCUUUCGUAACUAAUAACUCUGACUCCCAAAUGAUAAGCGGAGGCACUGAUCGCUCCUUAGUUUGGUGGGAUGUCGAAAGACAAGCCGAUAUCAGACGUUUAAAAUGCCAUGAUGGUGCUAUUAACUCAGUUUGUCUCAGCAAAAAUUUAGGAAUUGUAUUUUCAGGUUCAACAGAUUCAACUGUCCAAGCAUGGGAUAACAGAAUUAGCAGUAAUUCGCCUAUGAGUGUCUUUUCAGAUGCUAAAGAUGCUAUAACUUCCGUUUCAACUAGUAGAUAUGAAAUUUUCACUGCAUCGCUCGAUGGAAAGCUAAGAAUGUAUGACGUUCGAAAUAACAAACUUAUUAUGGAUGAUAUAGGUUCACCUAUUAUGCAUAUAGAACUUAGCUGGGAUAAUCAUGCAGUUUUAGUUGCAGAUAGCUCAUCCAGAAUAAAAUUACAAACCACUAACACAGGAGACGCAUACCAGAUGUACGAAGGUGCCAUCAUUGAAAAUUGCCCAAUUAAAUGCCAUUUUGCUUCCUCAAUUUAUAAGAUAAUCUCAGGAUCGAAAACAGGCGAAGGUUUCAUAUGGGAUACAAAAGAAGGAAAGCUUGAUGAUAAAAUUAAGUUUGGUGAAGGCCCAAUAAUUGAUGUAGCCGCCAAUGAACCAUUCACAGCCAUAUCUCUAGGUUCAACAAAUGGUCAUAUAGGUAUCUUUGAAAAAGAAGAUUAA
Molecule: messenger RNA, 891 nt
Organism: Trichomonas vaginalis G3
Lineage: Eukaryota; Parabasalia; Trichomonadida; Trichomonadidae
Product: RNA splicing
Exons: 1
Coding region: 1-891 (296 amino acids)
Biological process (GO): mRNA splicing, via spliceosome
Cellular component (GO): catalytic step 2 spliceosome
Molecular function (GO): protein binding
Source: RefSeq, a predicted model, not a curated record